UCAGCCCCCAUGUCGACCGCAACCCCCUUGCAGGUGCGUCAGAACUACCACCAGACCUCGGAGGCCGCCAUCAACCGCCAGAUCAACCUGGAACUCUACGCCUCCCACGUCUACCUGUCCAUGUCUUACUACUUCGACCGCGGUGAUGUGGCUUUGAAGAACUUCGCCAGAUACUUUCUUCACCAGUCUGGUGAGGAGAGGGAACAUGCUGAGAAACUGAUGAAGCUGCAGAACCAGCGCGGUGGCCGCAUCUUCCUUCAGGACAUCAAGAAACCGGACCCUGAUGACUGGGAGAGUGGACUCAACGCCAUGGAAUGCGCUUACCACUUGGAAAAAAAAGUGAACCAGUCUCUUCUGGAACUGCACAAACUGGCCACUGACAAAAGUGACCCCCACUUGUGUGACUUCAUUGAGACUCAUUACCUGAACGAGCAGGUGAAAUCCAUCAAAGAACUGGGUGACCAUGUCACCAACUUGCGCAGGAUGGGAGCCCCAGAAUCUGCCUUGGCAGAGUAUCUCUUUGACAAGCACACCCUGGGAGACCUGAGAAGGAAAGUUAAGCCGUAG
Sciurus carolinensis (gray squirrel) is the source of this 567-nucleotide messenger RNA. Its product is annotated as ferritin heavy chain-like. Bases 10 to 567 code for a protein of 185 amino acids. Gene Ontology annotation, molecular function: ferrous iron binding; ferric iron binding. Lineage: Eukaryota; Metazoa; Chordata; Mammalia; Rodentia; Sciuridae. Gene Ontology annotation, biological process: iron ion transport; intracellular iron ion homeostasis. The transcript has a single exon. Gene Ontology annotation, cellular component: cytoplasm. The record is from RefSeq and is a predicted model, not a curated record.